Zingiber officinale is the source of this 1735-nucleotide messenger RNA. RefSeq names its product dihydrolipoyllysine-residue succinyltransferase component of 2-oxoglutarate dehydrogenase complex 1, mitochondrial-like. The record is from RefSeq and is a predicted model, not a curated record. Gene Ontology annotation, molecular function: dihydrolipoyllysine-residue succinyltransferase activity. The transcript is spliced from 13 exons. Gene Ontology annotation, cellular component: oxoglutarate dehydrogenase complex. Gene Ontology annotation, biological process: tricarboxylic acid cycle. The coding region runs from base 83 to 1429 and encodes 448 amino acids. Lineage: Eukaryota; Viridiplantae; Streptophyta; Magnoliopsida; Zingiberales; Zingiberaceae.
AGGUAGAAAAUUCCCACUUUUGCACUCGCUUCACCGAGGGAUUCUCCCUCCUCCGUCUUCGUUGGCUGCAGCGCGAUCGGCGAUGGCUUCCUAUCUCGCGCGUCGUCUCCUCGGCCGUCGCUCCGUCUCGGCAUUAUUUUUCUUGAGAAGUUAUGGGCAUGCUCGCCACAUUAGCCAUUACAGUCUCCAUGGUGGUUCUGUCUGUACAAAACCUAUGAGAGAGGCUAUGGAGUUCUUCCCACGGCCAUCACCUUACAAAUGCUGGAGUAGGUCAUUUGCUUCUGAUGGUGAUCUGGUUGAUGCUGUUGUUCCAUAUAUGGGGGAAUCUAUAACUGAUGGAACUUUAGCAACUUUUCUGAAGAAACCUGGUGAUAGAGUUGAAAUGGACGAACCUAUUGCACAGAUUGAAACUGACAAGGUGACUAUUGAUGUAGCUAGUCCUGAAGCUGGAGUUAUCCAAAAGUUCGUUGCCAAAGAAGGGGAUACAGUGACUCCUGGAGCCAAAGUAGCUAUUAUUUCCAAGUCUGCUCCUAGUGACACUCAUGUUUCUCCAUCAGAUGAGAAGCUUGGUAAGGACACUGGAGCUUCUGUUCCAGCUGAGAAGAAGAUUGACACACAAGUGCCGAAGUCUGAAGUUCCUAAAGCAGACAAGCUGAAAACACCUCCUCCCCCUCCUCCGGCCCCCAAAACCUCACCUUCAGAACCUCAACUUCCUCCCAAGGAAAAGGAAAGACGGGUUCCCAUGCCAAGACUAAGAAAAAGAGUUGCUACACGGUUGAAGGAUUCACAAAAUACAUUUGCAAUGUUGACCACAUUUAAUGAAGUGGACAUGACUAAUCUGAUGAAGCUCCGCUCUGAUUACAAAGAUGCCUUUGUGGAAAAACAUGGUGUGAAGCUGGGACUCAUGUCUGGUUUUCUCAAGGCUGCCGUGUCUGGACUCCAAAAUCAACCAAUCAUCAAUGCAGUCAUCGAUGGCGAUGACAUCAUAUACAGGGACUACAUUGAUGUCAGUAUAGCUGUUGGUACACCUAAGGGCCUUGUGGUUCCAGUUAUCCGCAAUGCGGAUAGAAUGAACUUUGCGGAUAUAGAAAAGGAGAUCAACACCCUAGCUAAGAAGGCUAACAAUGGGACAAUUUCGAUAGAUGAGAUGGCUGGAGGCACAUUCACCGUUUCUAACGGUGGCGUCUAUGGAAGUCUUCUCAGUACACCAAUCAUCAACCCCCCACAAUCUGCUAUCCUAGGAAUGCACUCCAUAGUGUCCCGUCCGAUGGUGGUUGAUGGUAACAUUGUCCCAAGGCCGAUGAUGUAUAUCGCUCUGACCUACGAUCACCGAUUAAUUGAUGGAAGAGAAGCUGUCUUCUUCCUGCGACGUAUUAAAGAUGUGGUUGAGGAUCCACGAAGGCUUCUUCUCGACUUGGAGCCACAUUGAAAGUCCAAUGAUGCAUGAAUGGCUGCCUUUUGUCGCAAAUAAAAGAUACUGUUUUGAAACAAAUUUUAUGAGUUGGAUCAUGACCUGUGUUUUUGAGCAGGUCGUCUAUUAGUUCACUGUGGAAUUUGAGCUUCCAUGACUGCCGCAUUGAACGGUUUUUUCUUUGCGAACUUUGAGCUAUGUUGUGUCGAAAGUGCUAUGUUGCAGAUUGAAUUUGAUGGAGUACGGUAUGCAAUUGAAAACCAUUAUCAAAUUAAAAUUUAACGCCAAACCUGAUCUGAGCAGGUAUGUGGUAAUUUUUUCACA